ACGCGUUUAGAAGUGAAAGAAACUGUGUUUCGCAGGCUCGAAGCCUUUUCGUGAUUUGUAGCAUGCCGUUCAUGCAGUAUAGAUGUAUGGUAAUCCCCCACACUUCUUUCUUUUCUUCUCUCUCCGCUAUACUGCCGUGCGGUAUCUCUUGUCUGCCAUCCUUCUUUCGAUUCUUCUUUCUGGCCGGUCCAUCAUUUAAAUAGCCUAAUUUCUAUUUCCAUCUAUUGAGCUCGUUGUUAUCGUCAUCAUGUACGGACUCAUCACCCUCUCGCUGCUUUCUCUUACUUCGGCUUUGCCACAACGCAACCGCGGCGGUAACGGCAACGGACAACAAGCGACGGCCUUUCAAAAAGCGGCUCAGGUGCCCCAGGGAAUCUCUACUGCCACCGAUGGCUCUAUGAUCCUAGACGACACGGUCAUGGUCAACAACCUGCCUAUUCGAUUCAAGAUCUCCGCACCGGCAGACCAAUUCCUUCCUGCUUCGGGUGUCCCCGGUGCGGCAGCUACGUCGGCGAACGGCACCCUGGGCGCGAACGUGUUGCUCCAUGGCGACGGCGGACAAAGUUUCUUCGACAUGCCAAACCAAGCUGUGCAAGCCAACACCAUGGGUGUUGCGCUUCUGGCGCCCGACAAGAAUCUGUUCUGGGGAGGAGGCGCAGGUCUUCAACGUACAGAUGGUGUAGCACACGCUCAGGCCGUCAACGACUUCAUCCAGACGGAGCUGCCGCAACGGGUCGCAGUUAACAUGUCCAACAUCGUCUUCACUGGUGUCUCGGGCGGCUCGCUGAUGAUGUCCGGCUUCUUCAUCCCAGCACAGAUGCAAAACUACGCCAACUCAGCUGUCGAGCUUAACUGCGGUGGCAUGCCGCCGCAAGUCGCUUUCCAGAACGCUGCCACAGUCAUGUCUCAGACAAGAAUACACUUCCAAUCUACACAGAGUGAGCUCCAGUUGCUCCAGGAUAGUAUUCCGCAGGCUGUUGCAGCCUAUGAGCAGCUUGGUGCAGAUGCAGGUUUGAGCGCGGCUCAGGUCAACACAUUGCAGACAGUGGACAACACACCUGCGGGAGGACAUUGCGAGUUUGACGGCCAAGACUUCGUUUCUGGAGUACAGACCAUGUCGUCGAGCUAUGCGAGCGUCAUGCAGGGCGGUAACGGCGCGGUGCAAGGCAUUGGUGCGCCGAGCACUGGCGUAGUCACGACGGGUGUUGUUGGGAACGAGAACUUGAAGUUCGUUGGUGGGCAGAGGAAGCGUGAGGUUGAGGCGAGGAGUAUGAUACAGAUGCGAUGGGCGCAGGACGUUGUCGAGGAGGCGGACUUCCAGAUGCUUGCGUGCGAUAGAAGUUCGUGCUCAGCCGAUGAGCCUAGGGUCUAGAUGUGCGUGGGUUUAGUACAUAAUUCCUGUCUCCAUGUCAGAUCAAUCAACAGAGUCCGACCAUCGCAGACAGUUUCCUUGACGCGCUUCUUGUGCUGCUAGUCCUGUUGGUGCACUGCCAGCAAAUCAUUUAUCCGUCACUGCAAUGAGG
Alternaria rosae is the source of this 1523-nucleotide messenger RNA. RefSeq lists its product as uncharacterized. Bases 248 to 1372 code for a protein of 374 amino acids. The record is from RefSeq and is a predicted model, not a curated record. NCBI's taxonomy places the organism in Eukaryota, Fungi, Ascomycota, Dothideomycetes, Pleosporales, Pleosporaceae. The transcript has a single exon.